Messenger RNA from Tachysurus fulvidraco (yellow catfish), 5066 nucleotides. RefSeq names its product drosha ribonuclease III (gene drosha). Bases 237 to 3923 code for a protein of 1228 amino acids. The record is from RefSeq and is a predicted model, not a curated record. The transcript is spliced from 28 exons. Lineage: Eukaryota; Metazoa; Chordata; Actinopteri; Siluriformes; Bagridae. Gene Ontology annotation, biological process: rRNA processing; primary miRNA processing; pre-miRNA processing. Gene Ontology annotation, molecular function: ribonuclease III activity; double-stranded RNA binding. Gene Ontology annotation, cellular component: nucleus.
CCUAUCUAGGAAAAAGAAAGCGGUUUAGGAUUGUUUUUUCUUGGCUUUUAAUAGGAAUCCGGAUCCUCUAUAAGAGCAAAGUGUUAUCGCUGUGUUUCUACACCAUAGUUCCAUGACUUUAAACAGAAAAUUGUUAUUUAUAUUUUAUCGGGCUCGUGCUGCCUCUGGUUCGACAUCGAUGAGAUUUUGUCCCGUUAGCACAUUUAGCUUGAUUAGCGGUUAGCACGCGCAGGAUCAUGUCCUUUCAUCCUGGACGUGGAUGUCCACGAGGCCGCCCUCCCCCUCAGAAUUACUCCCCUGUCCCCCUGCGUUUGCCCCCUCCUCAACCUCUUGCACCCUCUGUGCCCCCUCCGUACCCCUAUGAGCACUCAACACCUCACUGUUCUACCUACAGCCCUCAGUGCACAAGCACGUACACACCCAACAUGGCACCUCGUCCUGAAUUCCCUCCCUACCCUGUCUCAGCUCCCCCUCAGGGUCCACAGUGCCCCUUGCGCCCUCCUUUUCCUCCGCCUCCACUUCCUCUUCACCAGGGCUUCCCAGAACCCCCUAGUUUCCCCCCUCCUCAUUUAACUGUCCCUGGAGGCAGCCCUGCCCCUUCUCAGGGCUCAUACCCUUACGUCCCACCUCCUCCUCCUCCACCUUCGAUGCCUCCACCUGUGCCCUUUCAGCCUCCCUACUCCAUGAAUUACCAUCCUCAGCCUCACCUACCCCCUCUACACCCUAAUUUCUACCCCUCCUCUGAAUCUGGUUCCUUCAAGCCUAUGGAACAUUUCCAUCACUUCAAGAGUGACAAGUCACCCGAUCGGACACGGCGUCACAAAAGCUACGGGUACAGCGGGUACGGUGGGCACGGAGAGCGACGGGAGCGAGGGCGGAGUCCGGACAGAAGACGACAGGAAGGAGGGCGGUACCGAUCAGAGAACGAAAGGGCCCGGACCCCUCCGAGACACCGGAGCCGAGAGCGCAGCAGGGAGCGCUAUCGUCACCGGGACAGCAGGGGCUCUCCUCCAUCUGACCGACACAGGAAACGACCUCGCAGCCGCUCAGGAAGCAGAGAGAGAAAACGUGGACGAACGGAGGAGGACCGAGACCGAGAGAGAGAAAGAGACAGAGAUAGAGAGCGGGACAGGGAGAGGGAAAAGAGGGUGGAGACAGCCGGACGAGAAAGAAGCUACAAAGAGACCGAGGAUGAGGACGAGGAAGAGAUUCUGAAGCCGGCAUGGAUCCGCUGCACUCACGCCGAGAACUAUUAUUCCAAUGACCCCAUGGACCAAGUGGGCGACUCAACAGUCGUGGGGACAAGUAAACUGAGGGACCUGUACGAGCGAUUUGAGGAGGAACUCGGACGACGUCAGGAACGCGCCAAAUCCUCCCGGCCAAGGUGGGAACCCCCCAAAACCAAGCUGGACCUGGACCACGCAGAUGAGAGCUCGAGCGACUCCGAGUGCGACUCAGAUGGGGACAGCAGUUGCUCCAGCAGCUCCGACUCUGAGGUGUUCGACGUGAUCGCCGAGAUCAAGCGAAAGAAAGCACACCCCGACCGGCUGCAUGACGAGCUGUGGUACAACGACCCGGGACAGAUGAAUGAUGGCCCACUGUGUAAGUGUAGUGCUAAAGCCAGACGCACAGGAAUCCGGCACAGUAUUUACCCCGGGGAAGAGACGGUGAAAUUGUGUCGUCCAAUGAGCAACAACGCCGGAAAACUCUUCCAUUACAGGAUCACCGUGUCUCCGCCCACCAACUUCCUGACGGAUCGGCCGACGGUGAUCGAGUAUGAUGAUCACGAGUACCUGUUUGAAGGAUUUUCUCUUUUCUCACACACUCCUCUCACUAACAUCCCUCUGUGCAGAGUGAUCCGCUUCAACAUUGAUUACACCAUUCACUUCAUAGAGGAGAUGGCUCCUGAGAACUACUGUGUGAAAGGUCUGGAGCUUUUCUCUUCAUACCUCUUCCAGGACAUCCUGGAGCUGUAUGACUGGAACCUCACAGGUCCAGAGGAAACAGAGACUUCUGCCUGUCAGAGGUUUCACUUCAUGCCUCGCUUUGUGCGAUUCUUACCAGAUGGUGGUAAAGAGGUGUUGUCUAUGCACCAGGUUCUAUUGUAUCAGCUGCGUAGUAACAAGCCACUCGUUCCAGAGGAGGAGAUCGCUAACAUGCUACAGUGGGAGGAGCUUGAAUGGCAGAAAUAUGCAGAGGAGUGUAAAGGAAUGAUCGUUACUAACCCCGGCAUGAAACCCAGCUCGGUGAGGAUAGACCAGUUGGAUCGAGAACAGUUUAACCCAAACGUCAUCACGUUCCCAAUCAUCGUCCAUUUCGGAAUCCGUCCGGCUCAGCUCAGCUACGCCGGAGACCCUCAAUACCAGAAACUGUGGAAGAGCUACGUGAAGCUACGCCACCUGUUGGCUAACAGCCCCAAAGUGAAGCAGAUCGACAAACAGAAGCUCACCCAGAGAGAGGAAGCUCUGCAAAAGAUCAGGCAGAAGAACACAAUGAGGAGGGAAGUGACGGUGGAACUCAGCAGCCAAGGCUUUUGGAAAACCGGGAUACGAUCCGACGUCUGUCAGCACGCCAUGAUGCUCCCGGUUCUGACCCACCACAUUCGGUACCACCAGUGUCUGAUGCACCUAGAUAAGCUGAUCGGUUACAGGUUUAAGGAGCGAUGCCUCCUGCAGUUGGCCAUGACUCACCCCAGUCAUCACCUGAACUUCGGGAUGAACCCUGAUCACGCUCGUAACUCUCUGUCCAACUGCGGCAUCCGUCAGCCCAAAUACGGCGACCGAAAAGUCCACCACAUGUACAUGAGGAAAAAAGGAAUUAACACCUUAAUUAACAUCAUGUCCCGGCUGGGUCAGGACGACCCCACACCUUCUAGGAUUAAUCAUAAUGAGCGUCUGGAGUUUCUCGGUGAUGCUGUUGUUGAAUUUCUAACCAGCGUUCACCUGUACUACCUGUUCCCCAGUCUGGAGGAAGGAGGAUUAGCUACAUAUCGCACUGCCAUUGUACAGAAUCAGCACCUCGCCAUGCUGGCUAAGAAACUGGAGCUGGAUCGCUUCAUGCUGUACGCUCACGGCCCGGAUCUGUGCCGAGAGUCUGACCUCAGACACGCCAUGGCUAACUGCUUUGAGGCUCUUAUAGGUGCCGUCUAUCUGGAAGGUGGCUUAGAAGAGGCCAAGCAGCUGUUUGGCCGACUGCUGUUCAAUAGUGAGAACCUGAGGGAGGUGUGGCUCAACUACCCACCUCAUCCGCUACAGGUGCAGGAGCCGGUGACGGACAGGCAGCUCAUCGAGUCGUCUCCCGUCCUACAGAAGCUGACGGACUUCGAGACGGCCAUCGGAGUUUUCUUCACACACGUCCGGUUGCUCGCUCGAGCCUUCACACUGCGCACCGUAGGCUUCAACCAUCUCACGCUAGGUCAUAAUCAGAGGAUGGAGUUUUUAGGAGAUUCCAUCAUGCAGCUCGUAGCCACAGAGUAUCUGUUCAUUCAUUUCCCUGACCAUCAUGAAGGCCAUCUGACGCUCCUGCGCAGCUCGUUGGUGAAUAACAGAACGCAGGCGAAGGUGGCAGAGGAGUUGGGGAUGCAGGAGUACGCAAUAACAAACGACAAGACCAAACGACCUGUUGCUCUGCGCACAAAAACACUCGCUGACCUGCUGGAGUCUUUCAUUGCGGCACUUUACAUAGACAAAGACCUCGAGUACGUUCACACAUUCAUGAACGUCUGCUUCUUCCCGAGAUUAAAGUCCAUGCUAAUUGCUUGUCUGUCGAACGUCUCUGGAGACAGAAGGACGGAAGUUCAGACCGACAUCGCCAUGACCCCGAUUUCCAUUUAUGAGCAAAAGCGACAGGGAGAGAAAGAUGUGUCCAUUUCUCCUUCAGGGAAAAAAAGGAAGACUUUAUCCUUUUUUCUCCUCCUCCUCUAAUGGGGGAAGAGAUGGGAAGAAGGUCAAUGGUGUCCAUCCAUCGUGAAAACUUGACAACUUCCUUUCGAACAAUGAGAACACACCAGGGGCUGGAAAGAAAGUAGGAAUGAAGGACAAAGGGCCGAGCGUGUGAAGGUUGCAACAAGUAUUAGGGGCGUACGGGGAUAAGAUAGACAGAGAGGAGAAUUGGGGAUGGUGUGACCUUCCCAAAGUUAUUUCCGAUUAAGCUGAGAAAGAAAGAUGAAUAAUAAAUAUAAGUCAUGAAAGAAAGAGUAGGUAAGGGAGAACCGAGACUAAGGGAGGUUGUAGUAAUGAAGGGAUUUGGAAAAGGAGAGGUUUUAGAAAAGUAGAGGAAGGAACGGAGAGAUGGUGGGUUUGGAGAGAUGUAUGGGGUUAAAGUAAGGAAGAGCUAGAUGGACAAGUUAAAGGUUUGGGGAGGUGGGGGGUUGAAAAUGGGUUGUAGUGAGCGAGAGAUGGUGGGGUUGAAGUGAGAAAGAGAUGGAAGGAUUGGAGAAAUGGAGGGAUUGAGAAAUGUAGGUGUGAAGUGAGGUAGAGAUGGAAGUAUUGGAGAGAUGGAACUGUUGAAAAGAUGCUGGGUUUGGAGACAUGGAGGGGUUGAAGUGAGGAAGAGAUGGAGGGAUUGGAGAUAAGUAGAAAGGUGGGGGUGAAAACACAACAAAUAUAAAUAUAGUUAUUAUUAAAUAAAAACAAUAUUAAAAUUGCACGAAAAAGGAAGAAAUGCAACAGGAGGAAGAAUAAAAGAAUAGAAGCGAUAUAAAGAUGGAGAGAUGAAGAAGCAGAAAGGAACAGAUUUAGAUAUAAGUACAAGGAGAAAUAAAGAUGAAGAGGAGAGAUGUAACAGGAAGAAGGAGCGGCGAUGGGACGAUGGUGAGAUUAGAGGGGGGGAAAGGUGUAAAGUGAUGAGAGAAGAAGCUGGAAAUGGUGAGAGCUGCAGAUCAUUUCAGAUUCAAUGAGGCAGAAAAGAAAUAAAAUAUCAAAAGCAAAGGCAGUCAGGAAAGAAGGGAGAAGGCUGAGGUGAGACGGAGGGAUACGAGAGGAAGAAAGAGAGAAUCAGGGGGAGAAAAAUAUGCAAUUUGAUUGAAGGCAGAGGAUAAAUGGAAAUGAGCAAAAACAAAGAAUGGA